Molecule: messenger RNA, 504 nt
Organism: Caenorhabditis angaria
Lineage: Eukaryota; Metazoa; Nematoda; Chromadorea; Rhabditida; Rhabditidae
Source: the annotation of a GenBank genome assembly
AUGGUGUGCGCAAAUCCUCUGGCCCUAAAUUCCGCCAGUUUUCAAUGGUACUCCUACACCAACGCCCUAAUCUACAUUCUAGUCUUCUUGAUCUACCUCUCCGUCUGGAUCUUGCUGAAAAAAUCCGAAAAAUCCAACUCAAACACCAAACUCCGAAUGGUGUUCCGAAGUAUAUCGGUGACCGUCGGAUUUGUGUUGAUGGGUUGGGCUAUCACCACCACAGCCAACAGCCUAUCAUACACAAUCAGCGCCGAUGUGGCAACGAUUCAGCUGAUUCAGGAAUAUUCGGGAAUCGCUGUGAAUAUUGCCGCGGCCUCGAAUGUCUUUGUGUUCUACGCGAUUAAUCAGGAGUAUCGAGAGGCUAUUCGUGCGAUCUUCGGGUUUUCUGGGAGCAAUCCGAAGAUUUUGGCUCAGGAACCUUCUACAACACAUCAACAUCAACAUCUACAGAGAAGAAUGAUGUGUCGGCUAAUUUGUGAACAUUUUUUGCGUGAAAAAAAGUGA